Molecule: messenger RNA, 2798 nt
Organism: Odocoileus virginianus texanus
Lineage: Eukaryota; Metazoa; Chordata; Mammalia; Artiodactyla; Cervidae
Source: RefSeq, a predicted model, not a curated record
GAAACAGCAUUGUUUACUUGUUACCAAUGCUAUUCUAUUUUCUCUGUGUGAGAGGAAGCAAUAAUAUCUGCUAAAAUUGAUGAAGUGGUAGAAGUUUGAUGAAAGGGGAGAUUCGAAAGUCCUCAUGGAAAAUGAGAAUGGUAGGCUUGAUUAGGAAAACAUAGAAGGCUAGCAGGGCAAUUUUGGGAGACCUGAAAACAUCAGUGACUUUGGAUUUAAAGUAGAAUCAUGAUUACAUACUUUUUUCCCUCUAUAAUAACACUCAGAAGUUCAGUGUAGGAAAGAAAAGGCAAGUUGUUGAAUUAACAGAAUUUGGCAUGUUCCAGCUCAGGAAAAAAAAAAAAAAGGAAAAUUGUGAGUGAAAUGAUGAACUGUAUUUUAAAAGCUGGGGAAGAAAAUAUAUUGAUACCGAGAAAAGAGAAGGAUGAAGUGAUUCCAAGUCUUCAUUAGGGACAAUUGAGAGAGUUGACAAUAUAGGAGGCUGGAUGGUUAAACAUUUGAAUUUUGGAUUUCAGUAGUUCCACCUGAUGACAAGUCCUGUGGUACAGUCAUGGCAGUGAGUGCCCGUCCUGGAGCAGAGAGGAUGGCUACUGGAGAUGAAAGCCAGAGCCCAAGAGGAUAAGCCUUUCAUUUAGAUGUUCAUGUGACUUCGGGUGAUGGCCAAAGUUGGAACCAAAGAUUUUCAUCAGUAAGGAGAGAGUAACACAAAGCAACAAGGAAGGAGAAAAAGUGGCAUGGCUACAUAAAAAGGAGGAGGGAUUAUCCGAGUAGGGGACAGACAGACCCUAAGCUCCUAACCAAGACAUAAAGGAAGUGUGGAAAAAUAAGCCAUCUUCACUUUAAAGUUUAAAGUAAGCAGCCUCUAGGAGGGAGAGGAUGCUAUGUCUCAGCUAAAGACAGCAAGAGCACACUAGAGAUCCAGAAUGUAGAAGAAUUUGUUCACAAAAGACUGGAAUUCCAGAGGCCAGUGGCAACAGACAAAGGAGGGUAGUACAGACCUUCACUGACAACUAAAGGUCCAGUUUGUGCAGCAAACAUGUAAAGUGGUUGUGUGGGGACAAAAAAGUUUCCUGAAGAAUUAAGCAAGAAUUUUCUGUUUGUACCUGAUCCAGUACCAGGUUAAAGAAGGGAAAAUGCCUAAAAAAAAGACUGGUGCAAGGAAGAAGGCAGAGAACCGCCGGGAACGUGAAAAACAGUUAAGAGCAUCAAGAAGCACCAUAGAUUUAGCUAAACAUCCAUGCAAUGCGUCAAUGGAAUGUGACAAGUGUCAGAGGCGGCAGAAGAAUAGAGCGUUCUGCUACUUUUGUAAUUCUGUACAGAAGGUACCAAUUUGUGCACAGUGUGGGAAAACAAAGUGCAUGAUGAAGUCUUCAGACUGUGUCAUAAAGCAUGCUGGUGUCUACAGUACUGGCCUUGCUGUGGUGGGUGCAAUAUGUGACUUCUGUGAAGCUUGGGUCUGUCAUGGGAGGAAAUGUCUCAGCACACACGCCUGUGCCUGCCCUCUUACCGAUGCUGAGUGUGUGGAAUGUGAACGGGGUGUGUGGGACCACGGAGGCAGAAUUUUCAGUUGUUCUUUUUGCCAUAACUUUCUUUGUGAAGAUGAUCAGUUUGAACAUCAAGCCAGCUGCCAGGUUUUAGAAGCGGAAACAUUUAAAUGCGUUUCAUGCAAUCGGCUUGGUCAACAUUCCUGUCUCCGUUGUAAGGCUUGUUUCUGUGAUGAUCAUACAAGGAGCAAGGUGUUUAAGCAAGAAAAAGGAAAACAGCCUCCCUGCCCUAAAUGUGGACAUGAAACUCAGGAAACUAAGGAUCUUAGCAUGUCAACACGCUCCCUGAAAUUUGGCAGGCAAACUGGAGGUGAAGAGGGAGAUGGAGCUUCUGGGUAUGAUGCCUAUUGGAAGAACCUUGCAUCUAAUAAGUAUGCUGGUGCUAGCUACCAUGAUGAGGAAGAAGAUGAGUACGAAGCAGAGGAUGAUGAAGAGGAAGAAGAUGAAGGUGGAAAAGAUUCAGAUGCUGAGUCAUCAGAUUUGUUUACUAAUUUGAAUUUGGGAAGGACCUAUGCCAGUGGCUAUGCUCACUAUGAGGAACAAGAGAACUAGGAGAGCUGCUUGCCCUUUGAUGACCUUGUCUCAGGAGCUGGGAUGUGUAUGCUUAAUGAACCAUGUGUGGAUGUUCAAAAGUAUGAUACACAUUGUUACUUAGCCUUGUGCAGAGACUAGUCACAUUUACUGGGACAAGGAGUAGGGCAUAGCUUAAUAGGAACUGAUAAUCAGGCUUCUAACCUAAGAAAAAUGAAUUUCAAAUGUAAUAUGAUUGAUUUAAGCAAUUGAAGCAUCAUGGGUUGGAUUUUUACUGAUUUCUGUAAUCUAGUAGGUUUUGCCAAUUAAAUACAUAUAUAGGAUAAAGGAAUAGGAUGAUAAUAUAUUUGUUUGAAAUGAAAUUGCUGUUUUUAUUAAAAAAGCUGCUUAUAAAAUCAUUUUGUCUGAUUUUGUAAAAUGUAAUGGGUAAAAUGAAUUAUUGUAUUUUUUCUUGUUUGUCCAUAGGAUAAAAGUCAGAUGUUAUAUGCUAAAUUUUCAUUAAAUAGUCAUGUUAUCUUAAGUCAUUAUAUGUAUGUUUCAGCCAUUGACUCAUUCAGUUCUUUCUUCACAGUGUGUGUCCUGAACAAUACCUGUUAUUUAUUUAAAUGUAUGGACAAAGGUGACCAUAUAGCCAUUUUUCAGAGACACAGAACCAGUAUUAUCACACAGCUGUUUUACCUAGCAAAUUUGAUUUCUCUUUGAAUAAAUCUAGUAUCUCACUUA